Molecule: messenger RNA, 12246 nt
Organism: Closterium sp. Naga37s-1
Lineage: Eukaryota; Viridiplantae; Streptophyta; Zygnematophyceae; Desmidiales; Closteriaceae
Source: the annotation of a GenBank genome assembly
AUGCGCACCCACGAGACCCGCACGGAGGGCGUGCUCGACUGCACAGGCGCGCUCACCGUCCUCGCUACAAAGCUCACCGCUGUGGCGUAUAACUACCAGGACGGGCUCACGCUGCUGGAGGGGAAGGACGAAGGCGCGCAAUCCAAGGACGAGAAGGAGAGGAAGGAGUUGACCGAGGAGCAGAGACGGCGGGAGGAGCGGACAGAGCGCUCGCGAUUGGAGCGGCGAAAGGCGGCGCUGGUUACCAUGCCGUCGGUGCUGGAGCUGAUGGGGUAUCUGUUCUGCUUCGGGCUGCACAUGACGGGCCCGUUCUUUGAGUUCACGGCGUAUGACGACUGGACCCGGCGACAAGGGAUCUGGUCCGCGGGUGUCAAGCAGCCGCCCAUCCUCCCGCCAUUCCUCCGUGCGUUCAUCCAGGGCGUGCUCUCAGCGCUCGUCUUUCUGCUCGUGUCCCCCUCGCUCGACCUCACUCAAAUCAGCAACCUACACAAGAACCGCGCCCACCCCGUCCACGUGCGCUGGCUCGUGGCGCACCACGCGUGCAUCGUGUGGCGCUUCCGCGCGUACAUCGUGUGGAGCAUCACCGAGGCCGCCAUGAUCACCGCCGGGCUCGGCUUCACCGGCUGGGAGACCCCCACGGGGGACCCUGGGAAGGGCGGGGACGUGAAGUUGAACGGGGGGAAACUGGAGGGGGCGAAGGGGAAUGGGAAGGGCGGUGGGGAUGGGGAUGUGGGAAAGCAGGAGGGUGAUAGGACGUGUGCGGCGCCUGCAGGGGAGGGGAAGGCACUGUGGUAUCGGGCUCGCAACGUGGACAUACUGAGGGUUGAGUUUCCCACGAGCUGCCUCGACUUUGCUACCAAGUGGAACAUCCCAUGUGCUUACUGCCUCCCAUGUGCUUACUGCCUCCCAUGUGCUUACUGCCUCCCAUGUGCUUACUGCCUCCCAUGUGCUUACUGCCUCCCAUGUGCUUACUGCCUCCCAUGUGCUUACUGCCUCCCAUGUGCUUACUGCCUCCCAUGUGCUUACUGCCUCCCAUGUGCUUACUGCCUCCCAUGUGCUUACUGCCUCCCAUGUGCUUACUGCCUCCCAUGUGCUUACUGCCUCCCAUGUGCUUACUGCCUCCCAUGUGCUUACUGCCUCCCAUGUGCUUACUGCCUCCCAUGUGCUUACUGCCUCCCAUGUGCUUACUGCCUCCCAUGUGCUUACUGCCUCCCAUGUGCUUACUGCCUCCCAUGUGCUUACUGCCUCCCAUGUGCUUACUGCCUCCCAUGUGCUUACUGCCUCCCAUGUGCUUACUGCCUCCCAUGUGCUUACUGCCUCCCAUGUGCUUACUGCCUCCAUGUGCUUACUGCCUCCCAUGUGCUUACUGCCUCCCAUGUGCUUACUGCCUCCCAUGUGCUUACUAGCCUCCCAUGGUGCUUACUGCCUCCAUGUGCUUACUGCCUCCCAUGUGCUUACUGCCUCCCAUGUGCUUACUGCAUUACUGCCCAUGUGCUUACUGCCUCCCAUGUGCUUACUGCCUCCCAUGUGCUUACUGCCUCCCAUGUGCUUACUGCCUCCCAUGUGCUUACUGCCUCCCAUGUGCUUAAUGCCUCCCAUGUGCUUACUGCCUCCCAUGUGCUUACUGCCUCCCAUGUGCUUACUGCCUCCCAUGUGCUUACUGCUCCCUGUGCUUACUGCCUCCCAUGUGCUUACUGCCUCCCAUGUGCUUACUGCCUCCCAUGUGCUUACUGCCUCCCAUGUGCUUACUGCCUCCCAUGUGCUUACUGCCUCCCAUGUGCUUACUGCCUCCCAUGUGCUUACUGCCUCCCAUGUGCUUACUGCCUCCCAUGUGCUUACUGCCUCCCAUGUGCUUACUGCCUCCCAUGUGCUUACUGCCUCCCAUGUGCUUACUGCCUCCCAUGUGCUUACUGCCUCCCAUGUGCUUACUGCCUCCCAUGUGCUUACUGCCUCCCAUGUGCUUACUGCCUCCCAUGUGCUUACUGCCUCCCAUGUGCUUACUGCCUCCCAUGUGCUUACUGCCUCCCAUGUGCUUACUGCCUCCCAUGUGCUUACUGCCUCCCAUGUGCUUACUGCCUCCCAUGUGCUUACUGCCUCCCAUGUGCUUACUGCCUCCCAUGUGCUUACUGCCUCCCAUGUGCUUACUGCCUCCCAUGUGCUUACUGCCUCCCAUGUGCUUACUGCCUCCCAUGUGCUUACUGCCUCCCAUGUGCUUACUGCCUCCCAUGUGCUUACUGCCUCCCAUGUGCUUACUGCCUCCAUGUGCUUACUGCCUCCCAUGUGCUUACUGCCUCCCAUGUGCUUACUGCCUCCCAUGUGCUUACUGCCUCCCAUGUGCUUACUGCCUCCCAUGUGCUUACUGCCUCCCAUGUGCUUACUGCCUCCCAUGUGCUUACUGCCUCCCAUGUGCUUACUGCCUCCCAUGUGCUUACUGCCUCCCAUGUGCUUACUGCCUCCCAUGUGCUUACUGCCUCCCAUGUGCUUACUGCCUCCCAUGUGCUUACUGCCUCCCAUGUGCUUACUGCCUCCCAUGUGCUUACUGCCUCCCAUGUGCUUACUGCCUCCCAUGUGCUUACUGCCUCCCAUGUGCUUACUGCCUCCCAUGUGCUUACUGCCUCCCAUGUGCUUACUGCCUCCCAUGUGCUUACUGCCUCCCAUGUGCUUACUGCCUCCCAUGUGCUUACUGCCUCCCAUGUGCUUACUGCCUCCCAUGUGCUUACUGCCUCCCAUGUGCUUACUGCCUCCCAUGUGCUUACUGCCUCCCAUGUGCUUACUGCCUCCCAUGUGCUUACUGCCUCCCAUGUGCUUACUGCCUCCCAUGUGCUUACUGCCUCCCAUGUGCUUACUGCCUCCCAUGUGCUUACUGCCUCCCAUGUGCUUACUGCCUCCCAUGUGCUUACUGCCCUCCCAUGUGCUUACUGCCUCCCAUGUGCUUACUGCCUCCCAUGUGCUUACUGCCUCCCAUGUGCUUACUGCCUCCCAUGUGCUUACUGCCUCCCAUGUGCUUACUGCCUCCCAUGUGCUUACUGCCUCCCAUGUGCUUACUGCCUCCCAUGUGCUUACUGCCUCCCAUGUGCUUACUGCCUCCCAAUGUGCUUACUGCCUCCCAUGUGCUUACUGCCUCCCAUGUGCUUACUGCCUCCCAUGUGCUUACUGCCUCCCAUGUGCUUACUGCCUCCCAUGUGCUUACUGCCUCCCAUGUGCUUACUGCCUCCCAUGUGCUUACUGCCUCCCAUGUGCUUACUGCCUCCCAUGUGCUUACUGCCUCCCAUGUGCUUACUGCCUCCCCAUGUGCUUACUGCCUCCCAUGUGCUUACUGCCUCCCAUGUGCUUACUGCCUCCCAUGUGCUUACUGCCUUCCCAUUGUGCUUACUGCCUCCCAUGUGCUUACUGCCUCCCCAUGUGCUUACUGCCUCCCAUGUGCUUACUGCCUCCCAUGUGCUUACUGCCUCCCAUGUGCUUACUGCCUCCCAUGUGCUUACUGCCUCCCAUUUGCUUACUGCCUCCCAUGUGCUUACUGCCUCCCAUGUGCUUACUGCCUCCCAUGUGCUUACUUGCCUCCAUGUGCUUACUGCCUCCCAUGUGCUUACUGCCUCCCAUGUGCUUACUGCCUCCAUGUGCUUACUGCCUCCCAUGUGCUUACUGCCUCCCAUGUGCUUACUGCCUCCCAUGUGCUUACUGCCUCCCAUGUGCUUACUGCCUCCCAUGUGCUUACUGCCUCCCAUGUGCUUACUGCCUCCCAUGUGCUUACUGCCUCCCAUGUGCUUACUGCCUCCCAUGUGCUUACUGCCUCCCAUGUGCUUACUGCCUCCCAUGUGCUUACUGCCUCCCAUGUGCUUACUUGCCAUUGCCUCCCAUGUGCUUACUGCCUCCCAUGUGCUUUACUGCCUCCCAUGUGCUUACUGCCUCCCAUGUGCUUACUGCCUCCCAUGUGCUUACUGCCUCCCAUGUGCUUACUGCCUCCCAUGUGCUUACUGCCUCCCAUGUGCUUACUGCCUCCCAUGUGCUUACUGCCUCCCAUGUGCUUACUGCCUCCCAUGUGCUUACUGCCUCCCAUGUGCUUACUGCCUCCCAUGUGCUUACUGCCUCCCAUGUGCUUACUGCCUCCCAUGUGCUUACUGCCUCCCAUGUGCUUACUGCCUCCCAUGUGCUUACUGCCUCCCAUGUGCUUACUGCCUCCCAUGUGCUUACUGCCUCCCAUGUGCUUACUGCCUCCCAUGUGCUUACUGCCUCCCAUGUGCUUACUGCCUCCCAUGUGCUUACUGCCUCCCAUGUGCUUACUGCCUCCCAUGUGCUUACUGCCUCCCAUGUGCUUACUGCCUCCCAUGUGCUUACUGCCUCCCAUGUGCUUACUGCCUCCCAUGUGCUUACUGCCUCCCAUGUGCUUACUGCCUCCCAUGUGCUUACUGCCUCCCAUGUGCUUACUGCCUCCCAUGUGCUUACUGCCUCCCAUGUGCUUACUGCCUCCCAUGUGCUUACUGCCUCCCAUGUGCUUACUCUGCCUCCCAUGUGCUUACUGCCUCCCAUGUGCUUUACUGCCUCCCAUGUGCUUACUGCCUCCCAUGUGCUUACUGCCUCCCAUGUGCUUACUGCCUCCCAUGUGCUUACUGCCUCCCAUGUGCUUACUGCCUCCCAUGUGCUUACUUGCCUCCCAUGUGCUUACUGCCUCCCAUGUGCUUACUGCCUCCCAUGUGCUUACUGCCUCCCAUGUGCUUACUGCCUCCCAUGUGCUUACUGCCUCCCAUGUGCUUACUGCCUCCCAUGUGCUUACUUGCCUCCCAUGUGCUUACUGCCUCCAUGUGCUACUGCCUCCCAUGUGCUUACUGCCUCCCAUGUGCUUACUUGCCUCCCAUGUGCUUACUGCCUCCCAUGUGCUUACUUGCCUCCCAUGUGCUUACUGCCUCCCAUGUGCUUACCUGCCUCCCAUGUGCUUACUGCCUCCCAUGUGCUUACUGCCUCCCAUGUGCUUACUGCCUCCCAUGUGCUUACUGCCUCCCAUGUGCUUACUGCCUCCCAUGUGCUUACUGCCUCCCAUGUGCUUACUGCCUCCCAUGUGCUUACUGCCUCCCAUGUGCUUACUGCCUCCCAUGUGCUUACUGCCUCCCAUGUGCUUACUGCCUCCCAUGUGCUUACUGCCUCCCAUGUGCUUACUGCCUCCCAUGUGCUUACUGCCUCCCAUGUGCUUACUGCCUCCCAUGUGCUUACUGCCUCCCAUGUGCUUACCUGCCUCCCAUGUGCUUACUGCCUCCCAUGUGCUUACUGCCUCCCAUGUGCUUACUGCCUCCCAUGUGCUUACUGCCUCCCAUGUGCUUACUGCCUCCCAUGUGCUUACUGCCUCCCAUGUGCUUACUGCCUCCCAUGUGCUUACUGCCUCCCAUGUGCUUACUGCCUCCCAUGUGCUUACUGCCUCCCAUGUGCUUACUGCCUCCCAUGUGCUUACUGCCUCCCAUGUGCUUACUCUGCCUCCCAUGUGCUUACUGCCUCCCAUGUGCUUACUGCCUCCCAUGUGCUUACUGCCUCCCAUGUGCUUACUGCCUCCCAUGUGCUUACUGCCUCCCAUGUGCUUACUGCCUCCCAUGUGCUUACUGCCUCCCAUGUGCUUACUGCCUCCCAUGUGCUUACUGCCUCCCAUGUGCUUACUGCCUCCCAUGUGCUUACUGCCUCCCAUGUGCUUACUGCCUCCCAUGUGCUUACUGCCUCCCAUGUGCUUACUGCCUCCCAUGUGCUUACUGCCUCCCAUGUGCUUACUGCCUCCCAUGUGCUUACUGCCUCCCAUGUGCUUACUGCCUCCCAUGUGCUUACUGCCUCCCAUGUGCUUACUGCCUCCCAUGUGCUUACUGCCUCCCAUGUGCUUACUGCCUCCCAUGUGCUUACUGCCUCCCAUGUGCUUACUGCCUCCCAUGUGCUUACUGCCUCCCAUGUGCUUACUGCCUCCCAUGUGCUUACUGCCUCCCAUGUGCUUACUGCCUCCCAUGUGCUUACUGCCUCCCAUGUGCUUACUGCCUCCCAUGUGCUUACUGCCUCCCAUGUGCUUACUGCCUCCCAUGUGCUUACUGCCUCCAUGUGCUUACUGCCUCCCAUGUGCUUACUGCCUCCCAUGUGCUUACUGCCUCCCAUGUGCUUACUGCCUCCCAUGUGCUUACUGCCUCCCAUGUGCUUACUGCCUCCCAUGUGCUUACUCUGCCUCCCAUGUGCCUUACUGCCUCCCAUGUGCUUACUGCCUCCCAUGUGCUUACUGCCUCCCAUGUGCUUACUGCCUCCCAUGUGCUUACUGCCUCCCAUGUGCUUACUGCCUCCCAUGUGCUUACUCUGCCUCCCAUGUGCUUACUGCCUCCCAUGUGCUUACUGCCUCCCAUGUGCUUACUGCCUCCCAUGUGCUUACUGCCUCCCAUGUGCUUACUGCCUCCCAUGUGCUUACUGCCUCCAUGUGCUUACUGCCUCCCAUGUGCUUACUGCCUCCAUGUGCUUACUGCCUCCCAUUGUGCUUACUGCCUCCCAUGUGCUUACUGCCUCCCAUGUGCUUACUGCCUCCCAUGUGCUUACUGCCUCCCAUGUGCUUACUGCCUCCCAUGUGCUUACUGCCUCCCAUGUGCUUACUGCCUCCCAUGUGCUUACUGCCUCCCAUGUGCUUACUGCCUCCCAUGUGCUUACUGCCUCCCAUGUGCUUACUGCCUCCCAUGUGCUUACUGCCUCCCAUGUGCUUACUGCCUCCCAUGUGCUUACUGCCUCCCAUGUGCUUACUGCCUCCCAUGUGCUUACUGCCUCCCAUGUGCUUACUGCCUCCCAUGUGCUUACUGCCUCCCAUGUGCUUACUGCCUCCCAUGUGCUUACUGCCUCCCAUGUGCUUACUGCCUCCCAUGUGCUUACUGCCUCCCAUGUGCUUACUGCCUCCCAUGUGCUUACUGCCUCCCAUGUGCUUACUGCCUCCCAUGUGCUUACUGCCUCCCAUGUGCUUACUGCCUCCCAUGUGCUUACUGCCUCCCAUGUGCUUACUGCCUCCCAUGUGCUUACUGCCUCCCAUGUGCUUACUGCCUCCCAUGUGCUUACUGCCUCCCAUGUGCUUACUGCCUCCCAUGUGCUUACUGCCUCCCAUGUGCUUACUGCCUCCCAUGUGCUUACUGCCUCCCAUGUGCUUACUGCCUCCCAUGUGCUUACUGCCUCCCAUGUGCUUACUGCCUCCCAUGUGCUUACUGCCUCCCAUGUGCUUACUGCCUCCCAUGUGCUUACUGCCUCCCAUGUGCUUACUGCCUCCCAUGUGCUUACUGCCUCCCAUGUGCUUACUGCCUCCCAUGUGCUUACUGCCUCCCAUGUGCUUACUGCCUCCCAUGUGCUUACUGCCUCCCAUGUGCUUACUGCCUCCCAUGUGCUUACUGCCUCCCAUGUGCUUACUGCCUCCCAUGUGCUUACUGCCUCCCAUGUGCUUACUGCCUCCCAUGUGCUUACUGCCUCCCAUGUGCUUACUGCCUCCCAUGUGCUUACUGCCUCCCAUGUGCUUACUGCCUCCCAUGUGCUUACUGCCUCCCAUGUGCUUACUGCCUCCCAUGUGCUUACUGCCUCCCAUGUGCUUACUGCCUCCCAUGUGCUUACUGCCUCCCAUGUGCUUACUGCCUCCCAUGUGCUUACUGCCUCCCAUGUGCUUACUGCCUCCCAUGUGCUUACUGCCUCCCAUGUGCUUACUGCCUCCCAUGUGCUUACUGCCUCCCAUGUGCUUACUGCCUCCCAUGUGCUUACUGCCUCCCAUGUGCUUACUGCCUCCCAUGUGCUUACUGCCUCCCAUGUGCUUACUGCCUCCCAUGUGCUUACUGCCUCCCAUGUGCUUACUGCCUCCCAUGUGCUUACUGCCUCCCAUGUGCUUACUGCCUCCCAUGUGCUUACUGCCUCCCAUGUGCUUACUGCCUCCCAUGUGCUUACUGCCUCCCAUGUGCUUACUGCCUCCCAUGUGCUUACUGCCUCCCAUGUGCUUACUGCCUCCCAUGUGCUUACUGCCUCCCAUGUGCUUACUGCCUCCCAUGUGCUUACUGCCUCCCAUGUGCUUACUGCCUCCCAUGUGCUUACUGCCUCCCAUGUGCUUACUGCCUCCCAUGUGCUUACUGCCUCCCAUGUGCUUACUGCCUCCCAUGUGCUUACUGCCUCCCAUGUGCUUACUGCCUCCCAUGUGCUUACUGCCUCCCAUGUGCUUACUGCCUCCCAUGUGCUUACUGCCUCCCAUGUGCUUACUGCCUCCCAUGUGCUUACUGCCUCCCAUGUGCUUACUGCCUCCCAUGUGCUUACUGCCUCCCAUGUGCUUACUGCCUCCCAUGUGCUUACUGCCUCCCAUGUGCUUACUGCCUCCCAUGUGCUUACUGCCUCCCAUGUGCUUACUGCCUCCCAUGUGCUUACUGCCUCCCAUGUGCUUACUGCCUCCCAUGUGCUUACUGCCUCCCAUGUGCUUACUGCCUCCCAUGUGCUUACUGCCUCCCAUGUGCUUACUGCCUCCCAUGUGCUUACUGCCUCCCAUGUGCUUACUGCCUCCCAUGUGCUUACUGCCUCCCAUGUGCUUACUGCCUCCCAUGUGCUUACUGCCUCCCAUGUGCUUACUGCCUCCCAUGUGCUUACUGCCUCCCAUGUGCUUACUGCCUCCCAUGUGCUUACUGCCUCCCAUGUGCUUACUGCCUCCCAUGUGCUUACUGCCUCCCAUGUGCUUACUGCCUCCCAUGUGCUUACUGCCUCCCAUGUGCUUACUGCCUCCCAUGUGCUUACUGCCUCCCAUGUGCUUACUGCCUCCCAUGUGCUUACUGCCUCCCAUGUGCUUACUGCCUCCCAUGUGCUUACUGCCUCCCAUGUGCUUACUGCCUCCCAUGUGCUUACUGCCUCCCAUGUGCUUACUGCCUCCCAUGUGCUUACUGCCUCCCAUGUGCUUACUGCCUCCCAUGUGCUUACUGCCUCCCAUGUGCUUACUGCCUCCCAUGUGCUUACUGCCUCCCAUGUGCUUACUGCCUCCCAUGUGCUUACUGCCUCCCAUGUGCUUACUGCCUCCCAUGUGCUUACUGCCUCCCAUGUGCUUACUGCCUCCCAUGUGCUUACUGCCUCCCAUGUGCUUACUGCCUCCCAUGUGCUUACUGCCUCCCAUGUGCUUACUGCCUCCCAUGUGCUUACUGCCUCCCAUGUGCUUACUGCCUCCCAUGUGCUUACUGCCUCCCAUGUGCUUACUGCCUCCCAUGUGCUUACUGCCUCCCAUGUGCUUACUGCCUCCCAUGUGCUUACUGCCUCCCAUGUGCUUACUGCCUCCCAUGUGCUUACUGCCUCCCAUGUGCUUACUGCCUCCCAUGUGCUUACUGCCUCCCAUGUGCUUACUGCCUCCCAUGUGCUUACUGCCUCCCAUGUGCUUACUGCCUCCCAUGUGCUUACUGCCUCCCAUGUGCUUACUGCCUCCCAUGUGCUUACUGCCUCCCAUGUGCUUACUGCCUCCCAUGUGCUUACUGCCUCCCAUGUGCUUACUGCCUCCCAUGUGCUUACUGCCUCCCAUGUGCUUACUGCCUCCCAUGUGCUUACUGCCUCCCAUGUGCUUACUGCCUCCCAUGUGCUUACUACUGCCUCCCAUGUGCUUACUGCCUCCCAUGUGCUUACUACUGCCUCCCAUGUGCUUACUGCCUCCCAUGUGCUUACUGCCUCCAUGUGCUUACUCUGCCUCCCAUGUGCUUACUUGCCUCCCAUGUGCUUACUGCCUCCCAUGUGCUUACUGCCUCCAUGUGCUUACUGCCUCCCAUGUGCUUACUGCCUCCCAUGUGCUUACUGCUCCCAUGUGCUUACUGCCUCCCAUGUGCUUACUGCCAUCCCAUGUGCUUACUGACUUCCCAUGUGCUUACUGCCUCCCUGUGCUUACUGCCUCCCAUGUGCUUACUGCCUCCCAUGUGCUUACUGCCUCCCAUGUGCUUACUGCCUCCCAUGUGCUUACUGCCUCCCUGUGCUUACUGCCUCCCAUGUGCUUACUGCCUCCCAUGUGCUUACUGCCUCCCAUGUGCUUACUGCCUCCCAUGUGCUUACUGCCUCCCAUGUGCUUACUGCCUCCCAUGUGCUUACUGCCUCCCAUGUGCUUACUGCCUCCAUGUGCUUACUUCUCUGCCUCCCAUGUGCUUACUGCUCCCAUGUGCUUACUGCCUCCCAUGUGCUUACUUACUGCCUCCCAUGUGCUUACUGCCAUCCCAUGUGCUUACUGCCUCCCAUGUGCUUACUGCCUCCCAUGUGCUUACUGCCUCCCAUGUGCUUACUGCCUCCCAUGUGCUUACUGCCUCCCAUGUGCUUACUGCCUCCCAUGUGCUUACUGCCUCCCAUGUGCUUACUGCCUCCCAUGUGCUUACUGCCUCCCAUGUGCUUACUGCCUCCCAUGUGCUUACUGCCUCCCAUGUGCUUACUGCCUCCCAUGUGCUUACUGCCUCCCAUGUGCUUACUGCCUCCCAUGUGCUUACUGCCUCCCAUGUGCUUACUGCCUCCCAUGUGCUUACUGCCUCCCAUGUGCUUACUGCCUCCCAUGUGCUUACUGCCUCCCAUGUGCUUACUGCCUCCCAUGUGCUUACUGCCUCCCAUGUGCUUACUGCCUCCCAUGUGCUUACUGCCUCCCAUGUGCUUACUGCCUCCCAUGUGCUUACUGCCUCCCAUGUGCUUACUGCCUCCCAUGUGCUUACUGCCUCCCAUGUGCUUACUGCCUCCCAUGUGCUUACUGCCUCCCAUGUGCUUACUGCCUCCCAUGUGCUUACUGCCUCCCAUGUGCUUACUGCCUCCCAUGUGCUUACUGCCUCCCAUGUGCUUACUGCCUCCCAUGUGCUUACUGCCUCCCAUGUGCUUACUGCCUCCCAUGUGCUUACUGCCUCCCAUGUGCUUACUGCCUCCCAUGUGCUUACUGCCUCCCAUGUGCUUACUGCCUCCCAUGUGCUUACUGCCUCCCAUGUGCUUACUGCCUCCCAUGUGCUUACUGCCUCCCAUGUGCUUACUGCCUCCCAUGUGCUUACUGCCUCCCAUGUGCUUACUGCCUCCCAUGUGCUUACUGCCUCCCAUGUGCUUACUGCCUCCCAUGUGCUUACUGCCUCCCAUGUGCUUACUGCCUCCCAUGUGCUUACUGCCUCCCAUGUGCUUACUGCCUCCCAUGUGCUUACUGCCUCCCAUGUGCUUACUGCCUCCCAUGUGCUUACUGCCUCCCAUGUGCUUACUGCCUCCCAUGUGCUUACUGCCUCCCAUGUGCUUACUGCCUCCCAUGUGCUUACUGCCUCCCAUGUGCUUACUGCCUCCCAUGUGCUUACUGCCUCCCAUGUGCUUACUGCCUCCCAUGUGCUUACUGCCUCCCAUGUGCUUACUGCCUCCCAUGUGCUUACUGCCUCCCAUGUGCUUACUGCCUCCCAUGUGCUUACUGCCUCCCAUGUGCUUACUGCCUCCCAUGUGCUUACUGCCUCCCAUGUGCUUACUGCCUCCCAUGUGCUUACUGCCUCCCAUGUGCUUACUGCCUCCCAUGUGCUUACUGCCUCCCAUGUGCUUACUGCCUCCCAUGUGCUUACUGCCUCCCAUGUGCUUACUGCCUCCCAUGUGCUUACUGCCUCCCAUGUGCUUACUGCCUCCCAUGUGCUUACUGCCUCCCAUGUGCUUACUGCCUCCCAUGUGCUUACUGCCUCCCAUGUGCUUACUGCCUCCCAUGUGCUUACUGCCUCCCAUGUGCUUACUGCCUCCCAUGUGCUUACUGCCUCCCAUGUGCUUACUGCCUCCCAUGUGCUUACUGCCUCCCAUGUGCUUACUGCCUCCCAUGUGCUUACUGCCUCCCAUGUGCUUACUGCCUCCCAUGUGCUUACUGCCUCCCAUGUGCUUACUGCCUCCCAUGUGCUUACUGCCUCCCAUGUGCUUACUGCCUCCCAUGUGCUUACUGCCUCCCAUGUGCUUACUGCCUCCCAUGUGCUUACUGCCUCCCAUGUGCUUACUGCCUCCCAUGUGCUUACUGCCUCCCAUGUGCUUACUGCCUCCCAUGUGCUUACUGCCUCCCAUGUGCUUACUGCCUCCCAUGUGCUUACUGCCUCCCAUGUGCUUACUGCCUCCCAUGUGCUUACUGCCUCCCAUGUGCUUACUGCCUCCCAUGUGCUUACUGCCUCCCAUGUGCUUACUGCCUCCCAUGUGCUUACUGCCUCCCAUGUGCUUACUGCCUCCCAUGUGCUUACUGCCUCCCAUGUGCUUACUGCCUCCCAUGUGCUUACUUGCCUCCCAUGUGCUUACUGCCUCCCAUGUGCUUGA